Molecule: messenger RNA, 6422 nt
Organism: Lytechinus pictus (painted urchin)
Lineage: Eukaryota; Metazoa; Echinodermata; Echinoidea; Temnopleuroida; Toxopneustidae
Product: anillin-like
Exons: 18
Coding region: 190-3867 (1225 amino acids)
Biological process (GO): septin ring organization; mitotic cytokinesis; actomyosin contractile ring assembly
Cellular component (GO): actomyosin contractile ring
Source: RefSeq, a predicted model, not a curated record
ACUUAAUCUGAAUAUUAGUGAUCGAGGACAUAUUGAAUCGCGAUCGCGAAAUUCAAAUUGCAACGUAUAAUUCAAAACAACAGUUUGCAGUUCCCGCACUCGGUUUAUCAAAAAAAUAAAACAAAACGUAGAUCGUUUAGAAGUUUAAAAACAUAAUUAUUUCACUGACUUGUGCUACUUCCAGGGAACAUGGACCCUCUAACAGAGAAAUUACUCGAAAGAGCAAGGGCAAGACGAGAGAAUUUAGCCCGGAAGAUGGCUGAAUCUAAUAUGUCUCCUCGAAAGACAACAGCUACCACGGCACCAGCUCGGAUGCCCCUGAGGGAAAAUCAGCUGCACAAUUUAGAACCAAGGGGUUCACCAGUGAAGGCGAGAAGCGAAGAGCUUGCACUAAAACCAGACACACCGGCAAUUCCUUCUGUCAAGAGCAGAUUACAUCGCUUGGCUGAACAAAGACAAGACUGGAAUGUUUCAAAUACAUGUGGAACAGAAGUGGACAGUCCUAAGAAUGUACUCCCUCCAAAACGACCAGACUUUGAGGAAGAGGAGGUAGCUCCAGCCCCUAAGGCACCUAUUUCACGUCGAUCCAGAUUCGCCGCCCUUGCUGCCAAUAUUAACAGUUGGGAAGAUGACACAAACCACCCUAAACAUGAUUUUCCAAAGGAGAAGCCAGCCACUCGCAAGUGGCAACCGCCGAAGAGACAAGAGCCAGUUGAAGAACCUACUCCAGUCCCAGCCAAACGCUCUGCCCCCACCACCUUUUCCCAAGCAAGCCCUGCUGAGAUAUCAGUCCCCUCUACACAGCCCUCUCCUCCAAAACGCACUAAAUAUGAAGAGAAGGAGAGCACGCUCCAAAGAGAGCCAAGCGGCAAAGGUAAGGCCCAAUUCAAAAGCAUUCCAUAUGACUGGCACUCUUCUACCAGGAGUGGCCAGAAAACUCACUCCACCUCCAUCACCAAGUGUCCAUCUAAGAUAGUGCAUGGUACUAGUAGUCAAGACACCUCAUCUAAAUUAUCAUCCUCCUCAUUCAAAACCGUAAUAACCGUGCAGUCCAGCAAGAAUAGUCCCGUCAAGAGACCUAAAUCUCCCCUCUCUGGUCGCCUAUUUGUUGCAGUGGGCACCAGGAAACAGUCUUCAUCUUCUGACGAAUCAGACAGCUCCUCGGAACAGCCGGUGCCUGCUCCUCGAGCCGCCAAGACCGAUGGGCCAGCCGCUAAAAGUCCUGUGAAGACACACGUCACAACUGCAACACCAGUGAAACGCCCCAUUCUGCAGUCCUGCACACCAGCAACCCCUAAGAUUGAAUCGCCCCGUAAGCAGGCGAGCAUUACAGUGUCCCCCAAGAAAGCUGUCACAAAAGUCGCGUCCUCUCCACUAAAAUACAACUUUCCCAUCAAGAAAUCCCCUAUCAAACAGCAAGCUAUCAGGUCUUCACCUGUCAAACAGGUCAACAAGGCAAGAAACACUCCCCUUGCCAAGAGAGGGGCAACUUCGCAGAAGUUUGCACAAGCGAGGGCGCUGCUGGAGCAGGGCUGUGGUGGGGGCGGGGCAGCAUCCAGGCAGAGUCCUGUCAAGACCACUCCGAGGGUUGGAGCCAUGGCUCAGCGAAUCCAGGAUCGACUGAAGGCAGACCAGAGCAACUGGCAGACAAAUGCUAUCAACAAGAAAGUACAGGAGGAGAGACAGAAAGAGAUGGCCCUCGUAAAAGCACGUUGGGAAGGACAAGUAGCAGGAAGUAGUGGAACAAAGGAAGAGGUCAAAUCCACAUUAGUCCAAGAAGAGGAAGCUAUUGAUACUGAAGAGGAAGAGGAGAUGCCACAAGACGUAGAGACGGAAGAAGAGAUGGAUACAGAGUCUUGUGCUGAUGCAGAUGUGAGUGAGUCUAACGCAGAGGACGACUACAACACCGAAGAAGAUGAGAUCAUCCCUACCCACACUGAAGGACAAACUAAUCAACCUGGCAUUGUUCAAAUCACAAUGGAAAGAUCGGCUGCUCCCACCAACGAUCGUCUAGAUAUCAUUGAUGAUGAGAAUGCUGACGAGAGUGAAAUCAACAUCAGCGAUGUCCUUGGCGACAUCGAUGAACUCAUCGUAGAGGCCGAGCAAGCUAUGAAGGAAGAAGAGAAGGCUAAGGCCGAGAAGAGACAGGAUGUUGAGAAACCUACGCAAGCUACAACAUCCAAGGCAGAUUUAUCUGGAUGGGAUUAUAACAUUGACAAUAUGGAGCCAAUUUAUGCAAACUUAUCAGAAGUUACCAACUCAGCCUCCUCGUCAUCUCAGGAUGAGGGAAACCCUGUCCCUGCUCCGAGAACCAGACGCAGGAGCUCCAGUGUGGGCUCCGUCGAUUCCUGCAUCUCGACUGCAUCCUCCCUGGCCCCGAUCAGCCUUGAGAGCUACCGGUCCCAACAGCAACAGAAGACCCUGAGCCCAACCACCGUCACCCACCGCACCGUGACCAGGGAGACUGCCUCCAGGACGGUCAUCCGGGAACCGUCCUCGGCCUCGAGACCGAGGUCCUCGUCCACGUCAUCGGCGAUGUCGUCUGCGUCUUCAUCUAGGGGUAAUGACAGAAGGCAUCCCCAGCAGCAGGGUAGGCAUCAGAAUGAUCAGAAGAGAUUGGUGGCCAAGAAAAUGAGCACCAAGGAGAGGAUACAGAGGUUAAUGGAAGAGGUAUCAGCCCAACAGAGUAUCAUCCACCAGACCAGCCAGGCAUUGGAACUCAUUGCUGCUACAGAGGAAUAUCACGGCACCAAGGAGGAGAUAGAGGCAGAGAGACUACUUGUCGUUACCACCCAGCGCCGCCAGGCCUGCCUGUCGGAGAUCCAGUACUUGAAGAACCCAGUAACCGUCCCAAAGAUCAUCAUGACUGAAGAUGGAGAGGAGAUUGUACCGUGCAGGGGAUCAGUCACAAUCAAAGACAUCAGAUUACCACUCAAGACUCAGUACCUCAUGGCUUUAGACUCGGGCAAAGAUCAAAUUCACCACAGUUUCUUUGUGAUAGUGAGAUGUCAGGAGCAUGUGAUUGCCACUCAGAUCCUAUCUACUAGGGAGAUCAGCGGGGACUGUCUUCAUUUUACAAACCUAGUCUGCCUGAAUGAUCUUGGUAGUGAUUUCACCAUUGAGCUACUUGUGUAUGAGAUGAGAGGAAGAUGUGCUACCCUCGACGCAGUUCAGAGCAAGAAAGCCGCUACCAUGAAACACGGAUGGAGCCUCACUCCGAAGAAAUUCAAAGGAGCAUCCAACUUCAGGCAAGGAGGCCGUUACCCACAAUCACCCGGUCCAUCAGGCCAGAGUACAGUACGACAGAACAGCUUUGCCAUGGUGGGCUCCGCUAGGCUAAGUCUAGCCAGCUGUCAGCUCAAGAAAUGCACCCUCACCAAGGUUCCCUUCCUGUCACCCCUCGAGGGCGCCAUUCACCUGACCAUGUCGUGCCACACAGACAGCCAGACCCAUGCGGAGGGUUUCCUGACAAUGUUUGAUGACUGCAGUGGACUGGGUAUGUGGCACAGGAGAUGGUGUGUCCUGCAUGGUGGAAACCUCUCGUUCUGGAAAUAUCCUGGCGAUGAAAAGAAGAAGCCACCCAUUGGUACGAUCGACCUGAAGUCGUGUAUCACAAGGGAAGUGAAGCUGAUCUCUAGAAUACACUGCGCCAGACCCAACACCUUUGAGCUCCAGACCAGCCGACCCUCCAGCAAGGCAGAUAGGGAUACCCUGGUCUCCAAAAACACCAACUCAUACACCUUCACAAAGCAUCUCCUAUCAGCAGACACCAAAGAAGACCGGGUGGAAUGGACAACCUCCCUCAACAAGACUCUCCUGGAGCUGAGGUUGUGGUGCAAGGAUGCUGUCAGGCCAAGCCAUGAAUGAAAAUACCCAAUCUCGCCACAGAUGACCUGGUGAUGAGGUUGAGGGUAGUGUUAUACCAAAGCUGUGAAUGAGGCCAGCCUAAGAUCUGUCAUUUAUCAUGAGCAUUUCAUUAUAAAAGAAACAUCAGCCAAACACUUAGACAAAAUAAUGAUGUAUAGCUUGUCGCCGAAUAUCCAAAAUUCUCACAAUAGUUCUUUUUAAUAUGUAGAAUGUAUGUUGUGUAAACGCUGUUUAUUUAUUGCAUUUGGGCUUUGACAUUUUUACUUGAUGAUAUGCAUGGAUAGGAGCACCAUAAGGGAUAGCCAUGUGUAGUAAGGAUUUUUUUUUCAUGUGGAAACUUAGUAUGACAAAUUGAAUGCAAGAAGUCGACAUUUUUAGUUCUUGUCAAAUGAUAUAAAAAGAGUGGAAAGGUACUCACCCCCUAUUCGGGAAUGAAAAUGUAACAGCUAAGUAUUUCUAGUGCAUUUACGACUUUGGGGGCUAAUUAUAGUUGAAAACUGAUAAGGUCACAAGGACAUUACUUCACAUCAUUGACAAAUUGAUUUUUCCAUGUAUUUUUCCCACUAUUGAUAAGCUAUAUUUUCAAGGUUAGUUUAGGUCUAGUAUAAUGAUCUUAUCUAUUCUUUCAUUUUUGAUGGAGGCAAGGUUAAUUUAUAUACAAAGUCUCUCCUGCGCUCAUGUAUCAUCAAAGCAGGUAUGUAAUGUAACAGUAUUUAUUGGGUAUUCCUAUUAGUUGCUUUUCUUGCUUCUUUGAUUGAAAUUAGAUUAUGUGAUAUUACUUGCCUUGUAGUAGCAAUCCUAGAUCUAGUUGAGUAGAUGGUACAAACUGCUUUACUGGUAUUUGAAAAAUUAUAUAUAUAUAUUGAUAAUUGAUAUGGAGAUGUAAUAAUAAUAACGGAAUAUUUACCCAGGGUAGUCACUUCAGUUCCGAAAACUGUUCUCCCAGUGGGCCCUGCUAUUAUUAUGUACAAAACAAAAAGCAAAUGGUUCCUAACUGUUCCACCAAAUAGUGUUCUUAGCCCAAAAUUCAUGAAUUAUAGUGUAAGUAUCUAUCUAAAUUUGGUCCUGGGUUAGAUUCAUCAAAGACAGAAAUUCCUUGUCAGUUUAGGGUUAAUAGUUUGCUAGUAUUUGGAAAAUGUACUUAUGAUAAAGGGAUUAUAAACUAGAUAGGUGGGAGCUUGAAAUAUUUAUUUGAACCAACAUUUUAAUCAUUGUAUACUCCUUUUACUUACAAUUAGCGACAUGAUAUAUUUUACACAUAUUACAUAGGAACAAUUAUACAUUGAGCACUGAGAGUGCAGAUUUGUAAUCAAGUGCACCAUCUAAGGAAUGUUGUUAGGAUCACAGAAAAUGGUUAGUGGAUGAUAGUGAGGUGUUAGUGUUGGUGUUAAUGCGAAUCAGCCUGCUGAACUGAGCUCCAACACUAGCUGGAUGUAGAGAAACAUUGGGCACCAAUUGCAUUACUGAAAGCUUAUCACUACAAAAUGUCUACACCAACACCAGCUUUUGAAACACUGAUUCUGGUAUCACCCACUGCUUUGAAAGAUAAAGAUGUUAGUUUUUGGACUGGACCCUUUGGAAUGGUGCAAUAGGAUGGAGGCAGGAUGGAGGUUUGUUGGGUUUGAAACGAAAGUGAAGCUAGUUCUAAGUAUCAAUUUCAUUAACUUGUUAACAUGUAAUGUGUACAUUCUCUGUUAUUAAGUAUGAUUUUGUAAUUCAAUUCAAAUAUUUUUUGUUAAUAUAGGUGUGUACAUAGGAAUAUAUAUUUUAAUCAAUUUUGUGUAUGUUUGGAUGAAAAGGAAAUGUGGGUAGGUUGGGGUUAUGCGAUCGGGCUCUGCUCAUCCUAUUGUAUAUUUUGCGAGUGUGAAACAGGUGAAGAUGAGAUAUGUAACUGGAAAUGAAAUUAUUUGUGCUGUAAGGUAAUAAUUGAUUACAAGUGGAGUGCCUCUGGCAGUCUCUCCUCCAUUGUGCCAUUCAAUGUAGCGGCAGUUUUUACUUCAAAAGCAACUUCAUGUAAAAUAAAUAAUUCUUCAAAAAGAGAGAAAACAAAUCAAUUUGAUAAUAAAUUCCUGAUUUCUGAAUACCCGUUUACCAUUAUAUCCAUGUUUAACAUACUGAAUGAUAAUUUCAAAAUCUUAACCUUGGUUACUUUUUUGAUGUUGACACUAAAUGAACUUGAUCAUGUGACCUGCAACUUAUGCCGCAUGAUCAGUGAUGUUCAAGUUCUAUGAAACAGGACCGGUUAUUUCAAUGUUGACGCCACCGUCUGAAAAGCGGCCCCUAUAAGUCUUGCUCUGUUAUGCAGGCCAGACAAUAAACAGAGGAAAUAUUUGAUGUUUCAAUGUCAUUAAAUGCACAUUUCUGCUAUUUUGCAUUGCAUAAUGCGGUAAGACUAGUCCAGAGGUGUUCCACUUGUGUGUUGAAUCAUUUACUAUCAAAUAUGUGACUUAAUAUACUACUCAUGAGCCCCUUUUUUAUGUGUUUUAUGAUGACUAAUGUGUAGCUCCAAAUAAUCUUUCUGUGAGGAAAAAAAAAUUAAAUCCCUUAAAAAAUAA